Synchiropus splendidus (mandarinfish) is the source of this 2166-nucleotide messenger RNA. RefSeq names its product ELOVL fatty acid elongase 8b (gene elovl8b). Lineage: Eukaryota; Metazoa; Chordata; Actinopteri; Syngnathiformes; Callionymidae. The transcript has 7 exons. Bases 135 to 926 code for a protein of 263 amino acids. The record is from RefSeq and is a predicted model, not a curated record. Gene Ontology annotation, cellular component: endoplasmic reticulum membrane. Gene Ontology annotation, molecular function: fatty acid elongase activity. Gene Ontology annotation, biological process: fatty acid elongation, saturated fatty acid; sphingolipid biosynthetic process; fatty acid elongation, monounsaturated fatty acid.
UCUGGUUAUCGUUCCUGCCUUUAUCGCUGAAGAUUCGAAAUAAACGCUGCACAGUCAGGUGAUAUAUGUGCAAUUUGUUGUUGCAACGAGGCUGACAUUUCUGUAUUUUCCAGCCGCACGUGUUUUGAACGGAGAUGGUUUCCGUGUGGGAAAGUGUCGUGACUCUGCACCAGAGGAUCGUGGACAAUGGAGAUAAGCGAACUGACCCGUGGCUGCUGGUCUACUCUCCGGUCCCGGUGGCGCUGAUUUUCCUGCUGUACCUCUGCGUGGUCUGGGCCGGCCCACGCCUGAUGAAGCACAGAGAGCCUGUUGACCUCAAACUGGUUCUCAUUGUUUACAACUUCGCCAUGGUGGGCCUGUCCGCCUACAUGUUCCAUGAGUUCCUGGUCACGUCCUGGCGCUCCAGCUACAGCCUCCUGUGUCAGCCUGUAGACUACAGCAGCAGUCCGCUGGCCCUCCGGAUGGCUCGAGUCUGCUGGUGGUUCUUCUUCUCCAAAGUCAUCGAGCUCAGCGACACGAUUUUCUUCAUCCUGAGGAAGAAGAACAACCAGCUGACGUUCCUUCACGUUUACCAUCACGGCACCAUGAUCUUCAACUGGUGGGCAGGAGUCAAGUACGUGGCUGGAGGACAGUCGUUCUUCAUUGGCCUGGUCAACACCUUCGUCCACAUUGUGAUGUAUUCGUACUAUGGCCUGGCAGCUGUGGGUCCACACAUGCAGAGGUACCUGUGGUGGAAGAAGUACCUGACCUCCCUGCAGCUGGUGCAGUUCCUGCUGUUUCUCCUCCACACGGGCUACAACCUUUUCACCGACUGCGACUUUCCCGACUCCAUGAACAUCGUGGUGUUUGGCUACUGCGUCACCCUCAUCAUUCUCUUUAGUAACUUCUACUUUCAGAGCUACAUCAACAAGAGAAAACAAAAAUAGUGAGAUCUCCACUUUGGGGAGUCUCGCUGCAGUACUCGCCUCUCGUCAGCAGAGGACAGCAGAAGCUAGCAAGCUUCAUCAUGGUGCUCAAAAUCUAAGAUAAGCUCACUGAGAUUUUGUGAAAUGUGAGGCACACACGAACAACUUGGAUCAAACAGGUAUUUAUUUCUUGACUUGAGAACUGACAAACUGUAAACAAACUGUACAUUUUAUACAUAUAAUAAUAAAGUAUGGUGAAGUAUUUGGAUUCAUCUAACUCCUCCCGCGACACAUUCAAAAAGCAAUAAGAAAAAAUGAGCAAGAUUAUUUUCCACAGCUAAAAUAACACAGCAAAUAUGAUAUAAUCUCUACACGUCAGUCUAGAGCAGAUUACAGGAGAGAGGAAGGCGCGACGGCGGUGAAGUACAAGGCUGGUUUGAACACUUCCACAAGACAUUUUAUUUUGGGGCUCAAAACUUCCAUUAGCACACCUUUGUUAUUUCAUCGAAAUGUUCCCCAUGUGUGGCGGUGGGAUGUGAAACGUGAUGAAGACAGAGUUCGUUUCAAAUGCUUUUCUUCCACAGUAAGGAAGAAUCCUUCAAUGGGCAAGACUUUUCCAGACUUCCCAAUGGCACAUGAACGCACCACCGGUCAUCAGAUGUUUUCCAGAGGUUUGACGGAAUCAGACUCGCACGUACCAUUAGCUAAGAAACUGACACAAAUAUAGCGUCAUCAGCAAAAUGAAUGGCUACUUUCAUAAUACUUCUCAGCCCUUCCUAAGAGCCGCUUGGCGCCCACUCUGCCUCCUAGUUGGUACAGCAGGUUCUCAUCACCCUUUCUUGAAUGAGCUAAGCUUUUUUUUCUUGUCUUUUGACGAAACUUAAUUUAAACAGAGGCAGCUCAAUUUUUUUUCUCUGUCCACAACUUUAUUUAAACUGUAAUAACACUUGACUUAUUAUUAUCUUUUGCCAUUGAUGUCAUAAAACCCCCUAAAAAGGUGCCAUGUAUGUAUGUAAAUAUACUCCCAUUUACAAACUACGACCACUUACAUCAGGAAAGCUUCCUAUGGUCACGUGAUGUCAUGCACUGCUGUAACUGAAGUCAGAGCGUACUGGCCCUCAGAAUGGGGUGAUUGCAGCCUGCUGUACCAAGGAGGCGACACUGGUACCCUACAGGCCAAUAUGUACGACGGCACUGGUCAUUGCCUGGACUGAUAACUGACAUAGGUAUCAAGUAAAAAUAUGGGAAGUGCGUGGCGACU